This is a messenger RNA of Scomber scombrus (Atlantic mackerel), 2983 nucleotides long. Its product is annotated as zinc-binding protein A33-like. Gene Ontology annotation, molecular function: zinc ion binding. The record is from RefSeq and is a predicted model, not a curated record. The transcript has a single exon. Bases 275 to 1642 code for a protein of 455 amino acids. Lineage: Eukaryota; Metazoa; Chordata; Actinopteri; Scombriformes; Scombridae.
UCAACGACCCUGAGAGAAGAGACGCUGAAAGACAGACGUAAGAUUAACCUUCAGAUCAAAACCACAAGCUGCAGGAAGGAACACUGGAAACACUGGAACCACUGGAAUAUUUGAAUACUUGAAUACUUGAAUACUUGCACGUCAACCUGCUGCAGACUCUAAAUAUAGAACUGGAUGAGCCUCAACUAAAACCGAAAGUAACUUUCAAGGAACUCUCUAGACGGACCGACUUCACUGUACACCUGUUGUGUUUUCAGCUUCACUCAGAGACAAAAUGUAUGAGGAUCUCUCCUGUCCAGUCUGCCAGGACAUCUUUAAAGAUCCGGUUGUCCUGACAUGCAGCCACAGCUUCUGUAAAGACUGUCUGAAGAAGUGGUGGAGAGAGAAACAAACACGUGAGUGUCCGUGCUGCAUGAGAAGAUCCUCGAGGAGUGAUCCACCUCGUAACUUGGCAUUAAAGAACCUGUGUGAGGCUUUACAGGGGAGAGAUCAGAGAUCUUCAGCAGGGUCUGAGCCUCUCUGCAGUCUGCACUCUGAGAAACUCAAACUCUUCUGUCUGGAUCAUCAGCGGCCUGUUUGUGUCGUCUGUCGAGAUUCAAAAACACACAACAACCACAAAUUCAGACCCAUUGAUGAAGCUGCAAAAGAUCACAAAGAAGAGCUCCGGAAAUCCCUGAAGCCCUUACAGGAGAAACUGAAAGUCUUUGAAGAAAUUAAAGGCGACUUUGAUCAAACUGCAAAACACAUUAAGGUCCAGGCCAGAGACACAGAGAGGCAGAUUAAGGAGCAGUUCAAGAAACUUCACCAGUUUCUACAAAAGGAAGAGGAGGCCAAGAUAUCUGCUCUGAGGGAUGAAGAGGAGCAGAAGAGUAAGAUGAUGAAGGAAAAGAUUGAGGCUCUGAGCACAGAGAUAGCAGCUCUUUCAGACAAAAUCAGAGCCACAGAGGAGGAGCUGAGAGCUGAAGACGUUUCAUUCCUGCAGAACUACAAGGACGCAGUGGAAAGAGUCAAGCAGCGCCCCCUGCUGGAUGAUCCAGAGCUGGUCUCAGGAGCUCUGAUAAACGAGGCCAAACACCUGGGCAACCUGACCUUCAACAUCUGGAACAAGAUGAAGAAGAUGGUCUCCUACACUCCUGUGAUUCUGGAUCCAAACACCACUGACCCAGAACUCAUCCUGUCUGAGGAUCUAACCAGUGUGAGACGCGGACAGAAACAGAAGCUUCCUAAAAACCCAGAGAGGACCAAAUUCUCCUGCUCCGUCCUGGGCUCUGAGGGGUUUAACUCAGGGACGCACAGCUGGGACAUUGAAGUCGGAAACAACAAGGACUGGGAGCUGGGUGUGUUGGGAGAACCCGGACUAUGGAGAAUAUUAUUCUGUGAUGGUAAAUUCACAGCGUUCUCCACUUUGGAUCCAGAGAAAGAUCUGCUGGUGAAGAAGAAGCUGCAGAAGAUCAGAGUUCAUCUGGACUUUAACGGAGGAAAACUAUCAUUCUCGGAUCCUGAUACUAGCACACACAUACACACCUUCACACACACUUUCACUGACACCCUGUUUCCGUACAUUUAUACUGAGAAUCAUCUCCCACUGAAGGUUUUACCACUGAAGGUCUAUGUGACGGGAGAGAAACGCAGUCAGAAAUGACUAAAUCUACAAUGAGAUGAUAGAAGAAACCAUCACAGAUUCUAACAUCUAUGGUUGUACAUUGUUUAACAUUGUGAGUAAUCAAUGAGGCAGGAAUUUAAUUUUACCAGGAUAUUAUUAUAAUAUUAUAAUAUUAUUUUUUACAUAUGGUACUUGACCUAGAACAGCGUAAGACAUCAGAAUGGUUGGCUGUAAAAUUUGUGAUUGAUGCAACGAGUGUAAAUAUGAAAAAAACAAAAAAAACAUAGUAAAAAAUGUUUCGAGCCCUAAAACGUUAACAUGUAAUUUAGAAACAUCAUUCUUUUAAACAGAUCACAGGAUUUGACUCUUUAUUGGUCAAUAUCAGCUUUUUAAUUUGAGGUUCAGAGUUUAUUCUUGAUGCUGGACUCAGUCCCACUUCAAGGUUCAUUUAGUAGCUGUUGUGGGCUUUGAACUGUAUCUCUAUAUCUACUGUUCCUCUUUUAAAUGGAGACUGAGGUGAGCCUGAGAAUGAAACCUCAACUUUCAAGUCAUCAUAGAUAAAAAAAAAGUUUCUGAAAAAAAAUCACACAUUGUAAUUUUGAAAUUAGAAAAGUAGUGAUAUCACAAGAUGUUUAUUUACUUGAAUCCUUUGUAUUUUUUAAAAAUGUUUUAUGCUUUUAUUGGAUAUUAAACAAUAGAGAGAUGACAGUAAAAGCGGAGAUAGAGACACAGGGUGAGAGAUAUACGACAAAGCUCUGAGGCUGAACUCAAACUGAUCCGAGAUCUUUUACACAAAUAUGAAACUUGCAGUUCACACUUUACAGUGAAGACGGAGACAUCAUGUUCAUCAGCAGUUAGACUUUUUGAAAUGUAAUAUAUUUGUAGUCAAUAAGAGAGAGAAGGAGUAGAUGUUGUAGAGUAGAAGAUUUUUAAAACAUUUUUUUUACAUUUAUAAGUCAUUAAACUGUUUUGUGCAGAAAACACAUCCGACACAAAUUAUUAUUCAACGGAGAGGUUUUUUAAAAUGUGUUUAACAUGUUAGAUUAAUGUUAAUGUUAGAUUUUAAUGUUUGGUGUAAUUACUGCUGAAACUGAAUGUUGCUGCCACACAAAUCAUAAUGAAUGAUCAGUGUAUUAUCUGUUAACGAUGCUUUAAUUGAUCUGAUUUUUCAUUCACACCUACUGGACCAGGAUGAUGUCACCAUUAAAUAUCUACUGAUAAUGUUUCCAACAGAGAAAACAGCACGGUUUGAAAAUGUUUGUUGCAUUAUGUGAAAUAUGUGAGUUAUGUUAUGUUAAUCAUGUUAAUGACUGUAUGUCAGAUUAACUGAUUUUGUUCAUGAUUUUUCUGGAGCAGAAACUGAAUCUGUAACAUGUUGAG